AUGGCACAACUGUUUCAGAAAUACUUUCUAAGUGAAAGACCCACUGGGGUAGUUAUUGCAGAUAUUGAUUUAAAUUUUAAUCCUAAAGUUUCAAUUGAAAGAUUAAAAUCUCAUCAAUUUACUAGAAAUGAAGUUAUUCAUUUUGGAACAUUAAUUUUUUUCUUUUCAAUUGCAUUCUUCAUAAAUCCUGUUAAUGUUUUUUUAAAAUUAAUGGUUGUUUCAUUAUUAAUAACGGUUUUAUUAAUUCCAUUCACUUCACAAUUUUUCCUUAAUGCAUUACCAAUAUUGGCUUGGUUAGCCUUUUUCUUUACAUCAACAGGGAUUCCUCCAAGUUAUAGACCUCCAAUUUCAGUUAAAGUUUUACCAGCUGUGGAGACUAUUCUUUAUGGUGAUAAUUUAAGUCAAUUGUUGGCAACUUCAACUUCAUCAUUUUUAGAUAUUUUAGCUUGGUUACCUUAUGGUAUAAUUCAUUUCAGUUUACCAUUUGUUGUUGCCGGAUUAAUUUUCCUUUGGGGUCCACCAACUGCUUUAAGAUCAUUUGCAUUUGCAUUUGGUUAUAUGAAUUUAAUUGGUGUUGUUAUUCAAAUUGUUUUCCCUGCUGCACCACCUUGGUAUAAAAUUUUACAUGGAUUAGACCCUGCAAAUUAUUCAAUGUUGGGAUCACCAGGUGGAUUAGCAAGAAUCGAUACUUUAUUACAUUUGGAUCUAUAUACAACAAAUUUUAGUAAAAAUUCACCAGUUGUGUUUGGAGCUUUCCCUUCAUUACAUUCAGGAUCUGCUACAAUGGAUGCAUUAUUUUUAAGUUGGUUGUUCCCAAAAUUUACACCAUUAUUUGUUGUUUAUAUCACAUGGUUAUGGUGGUCAACAAUGUAUUUAACACAUCAUUAUUUUAUUGAUUUAAUGGCUGGAUCUUUUCUGUCAUUUGUCGUUUUCCAAUAUACUAAAUAUAAACAUUUACCAAUUAAUGAUAUGAAUGCUAAAAAUCGUUGGUCAUAUUCUCAAAUCAUUAAACCAAAUAUUUAUGCAAUGGAUCCAUUAUCAUUAGCACCAGAAGUUGAUAUUGAAAAUCAAAUUUCUUAUUCAUCACAAAGAGCUGUUAAUAAUGUUGAAUUAAAUGUUAUUUCAAGACAUAGUUCUGGUACAUCCGUGGUUCAAGGACCAAAUGCUAUAUAUAAUGAUUCAGAUUCAACAUCUUCACCUGCAUUAUCAGUAUUUGAAACAGAUGAUGUUCCAAGAUCUUUUUCAAGAGCUUCAAAUAAUUCAAAUACUUCAAUUGAAAGUCAAUUUGAUAUGUCAAUUCCAAUCAUGCCUCCAAAUUCUUCAUCAUCAAAAUCAAGAAUGGAUUGA
This is a messenger RNA of Hansenula anomala, 1347 nucleotides long. RefSeq names its product inositol phosphorylceramide synthase (gene AUR1). The record is from RefSeq and is a predicted model, not a curated record. Gene Ontology annotation, biological process: inositol phosphoceramide metabolic process; sphingolipid biosynthetic process. Gene Ontology annotation, molecular function: inositol phosphoceramide synthase activity. Lineage: Eukaryota; Fungi; Ascomycota; Saccharomycetes; Phaffomycetales; Wickerhamomycetaceae. Gene Ontology annotation, cellular component: inositol phosphoceramide synthase complex. The transcript has a single exon. Bases 1 to 1347 code for a protein of 448 amino acids.